Molecule: messenger RNA, 2889 nt
Organism: Pezoporus occidentalis (night parrot)
Lineage: Eukaryota; Metazoa; Chordata; Aves; Psittaciformes; Psittacidae
Gene: INSYN2B
Product: inhibitory synaptic factor family member 2B
Exons: 4
Coding region: 931-2571 (546 amino acids)
Source: RefSeq, a predicted model, not a curated record
UUGCUUAGAAACACUGAAAAUUACAACCUAAAGGAGCUAUGCUGCCUUCUUUUGGAGUCACGUUAGUGCUACUGAGAAGCUUGUCUACUUUUUAAGCCUAAGAAGACACAUUUUCGGCAGGUAAACCAAAAGCUGUCAGGAAACAUUUCCCGCUGUUCCGCACUUGCUGGCUCUUCAGACUGGACAGCUCUCCUGGUGCCAAAGUAUUUACAGAAAUUCCCCAAGUGAAACAGUCCCUUGGAUAUGACUGGCCCUGUAUUUGCACAAACUGAAGUAACAGCUACACAACGAUAACUUCCCCCACGGAAACCCACUGGAUGCUGCAUUUUUACCUGGUCAGAAUUGCUUACAGUUUGCUUAACUGUUUGGGAAGAUUAGUUUCAUUUGCACCUUUAAAAAGAUGGCUGAAGAAGAAAAACUCUCUCUAAAGAAAGCAAUUCAGUUUGGCAUUAAUGGGUAUAUUUCAUUAGGAAAACUAUGCAUCAGAAAUGAAAAUACACCCAAAAGUUAUAAUGCUUGUUGUUUCAACAACAUGCAAAUAAAGCACAUGUGACUGGACCAUCAUAAAAAAAGGCUGGAUCACCAAUGGAGAACUGACUGUCACACAAGAGCCAUCAGGAAAGCCAUAGACUCCACCUUACCUUUAAAUCGUCUAACUGUAAGCAUAACAGCCUAUGUAAUUUUGUAAUCUGAAGAUUAUGUUAGCUUCACAACACACAGAUUUCUGCACUCCCUUGCUACAAGAAAUCUUUCAAUAAACAUGGUAUAGAAUUUCUUUAUUUUAGUAUUUGGUCAAUUAAAUUUGAAAGGGCAUUCCUAAAGAGAGAAUGUCAGUUAAAAGCACACAUAACAAGAAGAAUGAACAGCUUAGCUUCUUCAAGAGCAAAGUAUUCAUUUGCACCUUAGGAACAAUCUUAAUAUUCAGUUCAAAUGACAAAUGAAAUGGGUCGCAAAGAAACACGUUACUUACAGACUUUAAAUUGUGAUUCAAUGGCCCAGCAAAACAUGAGAAUGCGCCCAGUGCUCCUGAAAAGGAACAGUCUGGAUUCAGCUGAUUUUAUAAGACAGCCACAGCACCGCAGGAGCAAAUCUCAGCAGGUUCGAUUCAAGGAUGAUGGUGUGAACACAAAGAACGAGCUGGAUCCUAACCCUGCCCAACAUAUAGCAUUCAUGGCUGGAAAACCAGAAAUAUUUACUGAUCACAGUUUUUUGCUACAUCAAUCUCCAUCUGCUGCAAGGGCUCAGAAGGGGCUUCAGAAUAUUGCCAUACAAACAUCUCCCAGCCUCAGGAAACACUUCCCAGUUUUUAAAAGAAAAAAGCUGACCGUCAGCAAAUCACUAACGGAGAUGCCAAGUGAGCCUGCAAACUCUGUCCAGGUGAACGGCAACCUUUCUGAUCAAGACAUGAUGUCUUCAGAUCUCUGUUACUUAAGAAUAACUAAUCAUUUGGAAGGUGGGUUUAAGGGGAGUGAGGUGGAUGGUCAGUUAAGUCAAAGGCCAUCAAAAGCACAAAGCAAUGGACCUAUCCAGACUGACAGUUUCUCAGGAUCAGAGAAGACAACUGUUUCUACACAGAUGCCUGAAUACAUACAUGUGGGUUUUCCACAAGACAGCAAUGUUUCCAUGGAUGCACCAGACACAACCACGAAUUUAAGUAAUUCACUGCAUUCUUCUUCUGCCAUAAAUAUCAAUGGAAAUAAUGACAGCAGCACGCUGCUGUCUAAUUCUGGAAAAGCAUACCCUUGCCUACUCAAUUCCAGUAACUGCAGUGAAUACAAUGCUCAUGCUGAGUCCUGUGAAGCAAAUAGAAGUGAUUCGGAGUCACUUGUAGCCAGCAAAGAUGAAAGCAGUAAGGAACCUGCUCCAUUCCCAUCUCCAUCAAAUCACAAUUCAUCUUGUUUCCUCAGAGACUGUCAACAGACAGGAGAGCACAAACCAGAUUCCAGCUGUGUGACAUUAACAAACGAUGGUCACACAAUAAUCUCAGUGACCAGCAGUAAUGCGUCAAAAUCUAUUCUGACAUGUAGUUCAGAAAUGGAGAACAAUUCUACCCAGCCAGCUGUUUCCCAGUGUAACAGCUGUUUAGAAGGAUUUCACAUAAAGUCUUAUCUGCCAAGGAAUGAAAUAAACCCACAAACCAACAAAGAGAUUAGCGGACUCAAUCAAAUCCGUUUGGCACACGGUGAACUCUGUGCCCUCCAAGGCAGGCUGCAGUCUGUAGAGGAAUCUUUGCAGUCCAACCAGGAGAAGAUUAAAGUCCUUCUGAAUGUGAUCCAAGACCUGGAAAAAUCCAGAGCCCUCAGUGAAGGGCGUAACUUCUAUCACACUGGUCAAGACCUCAACAACUGCAGCACCUGCCAGAACACCGCAUGUAUCAUUUACAGUGUAGAAUAUGACUUCAGACAACAAGAAGGAAGAUUUCAUCAGAUUUUGAAAACGCUGGAUCAGGCAGAGCAAAGUCCAGCUCCAGCUUCACCUCAGAAGCUGCCAUCUGAUCAUCCAGCUCCUGAGAAAAAGGAGUUGAGAAGAAAACCAAAAAAGGUGAAAAGAAAAUGCUUCUGGUGGAUUUGACUUCCUUAGGAAACCUUCUAUGUUUCAAAAAACACUAAACCCGAAGAGGUUGGAGAGCACACACCUGAAAAACUGCUAUUCCAACAUCACAAAGCUGAAGAAUGUUUAAUUAAAGUAUCGGAAAAAUCAAAAUAAUCAAAUUUACUUAAAUCACCUCACUCAGUAAAGGUGCAUGAGGAUACUAUUUUCAAAAAGAAACUGUUUCUUUCAAAAGGAAGCUUUCCCAUUUUUUUCCAAGGACACUUUCAUACGCUUUGUAAAGAAUUUCUUUCCAACUUUACAAAAAAUAACUAUCUCUACUUUAAAACACAAUGGUAG